AUGUCUGCACCACUUCACCCUCGUGCGACAGAGCUGAUGAGCUCAACCCCUCGAAAGUUACCACUCCAGAGACCGGAACCUACUGCCAUACAGCCACCACAAGACUCCAAUACAACGUCACUAUCAAAUAUUGGAGACGUGAAGAACGCCUCUAAGAAGAAGAGGAACAAUCACCGGGGUGGAAAGAAAAAGAGACCAAGAAGACAAUCUUUUGCUGCAUCAACCGAGGAUGGAGAUGGUAUGGCGGAAACGCCGACCGCCCAGCGAGUUGCUCCACCGCAAAGUGCUGCGAGGUCGAGUUUUUAUAGUAGAAGAAAUCUAAGUACGACUAGUAUUGAGAGCGAGGAACUUCUAGAUCACAGAGAUCAUCAAAGUAUGCGACCUCGAAGACCUUCGACAAUGGGGCAAAAUGCUUUCGGUCAGACGUACGAUAGUCCUUCUUUCAGUCGACCUUCGUAUAGCAAUCCAUUUAAGUCAUCGGACAACGUCGCUCGAAGACCUGUAACCGGCAAAUCGAAGAGCAAUUCUGAUGAUGAAGCUAUAGUGGAGGAAACCGACGAGCGAACCCCACUUAUACCUAGCUCUUCGAAAUCGAAAAGCUCUAAUACUCUCCUCCAGCAAGGAAAACACAGUCGACGAAGCUCGAGCAAGUCAUCUAGUCACAGUAAAAGGAAAACGAUUUUCGAAAAGACUACCUCUGGGUUGGCCAGACAGAAUGACGAAUACAAUGUCAACUAUCCGCCCUCGGUUCCGGGGUCUCCAACACUCGGUGCCACAAAUCGGGACAUGGGCUUUGGAGAUGUGAUGGUUCGCGAUCACUCACCGGAUCGAGAUUCUAUGCGUGUUGGAUCGAUGAGAUCUUUCAGGUCUCUCCCAGAGGAGGCAUGUGAGGACAAUUCAGUUCCUGGUUCUCCACGCAAAGGCUCAAUGUUCGGAGAACGUAGACACACUAUAGCAUUGCAAGCCGAGGAAGAUGUAUGCUUUCCAGUCGACAUGUCUGAAAUGGCAGAAGAAGAUGCUCCUCAACGAAACGAUGGAGCGUAUAGGCAGAAUGAUGGGCCGCGCCGCCACAAACGGAAAUUUCCCGACCUAUCUUUCCUUGAUGAUUGGAGCAGAUUUGAGAAAGAAGGUAGAAGUGAAGAACGCAGGGCUAAGAAGAUUACAGAACCUCAAUUGAUUGGCGGGCGACUUCGACCUAUCCACAAAGGUUGGCAUCGAGCAGAAGAUGACGCACCAUAUCGAUUUACCUAUUUCAAUGAGGAAUUUCCAAGCACCAUUCACAGUCAAACAAUUUCAGAGCUCAUUCAACCUGGUGGAAGUUUCAAAGAAUUAUUUGUUCCCGAUCGUCCUGUACUUGAUGAUAGUUCUGAUUCUGAAACCGAAGAUGAGGCCGAUGAUGUGGAUGCUCGCCGUGAAACUGCGUAUCUACAUCAUGCCAUGGGACAAAAUAAUGGAGAUUCUAGAUCAGAAACUCGUCAGUCAUCCAUAAUUGACAUGGUAAAUCAAGAAUCAAAACGUUCGGAGCCUGGACGUAUGGGGCGCACUUCUGGGUCGCUUUCUAGGGAAGCCUCCAAUGAAGCAUCCCCGAAUAAAUCACCGCUACCAAAGACUCCUCCACCGAAUGACGAGAAACCAAAAAGAUACGGUGAUCGCCCUACAUGGUGGCUUGAUGUCCUAUCCCCAACGGAUGCGGAGAUGAAGAUCCUUUCAAAAGCCUUUGGAAUACAUCCCUUGACAGCUGAGGAUAUCCUCAUGCAGGAAGCUCGCGAGAAGGUAGAACUAUUCCGACAUUACUACUUUGUCAAUUAUCGAUCAUUCGAGCAGGAUAUGAACAACGAGAAUUUCUUAGAACCCGUCAAUAUGUAUGUGGUGGUCUUCCGUGAAGGGGUUAUCAGUUUUCACUUCUCUCAAACGCCCCAUCCAGCCAAUGUUCGACGAAGAAUUCGACAAUUGAAAGAUUACUUGAUUCUCACAGCUGAUUGGAUAUCAUAUGCUAUUAUUGAUGAUAUCACUGAUGUUUUCGCACCUUUGAUUCAGACUAUCGAAGAUGAAGUAGAUGACAUUGAUGAUGCUAUCUUGAAACUACACUCUCCCGCGGAGAAUGAGAAGUCUAACCGGGACAACGAAAAGAAAUCCGAAGCUGGGGAUGGUACUUCGGGAGAAAGUGGAGGAGAUAUGCUUCGAAGAGUUGGUGACUGCCGAAAGAAAGUUAUGGGUCUUUACAGAUUGUUAGGUAACAAAGCAGAUGUCAUCAAGGGUUUUGCCAAAAGAUGCAAUGAGCAAUGGGAGAUUGCACCACGAAGUGAAAUUGGAUUGUAUUUGGGUGAUAUUCAGGAUCAUAUCGUAACUAUGACUGGAAACUUGUCCCAUUACGAAAAAAUCCUAGCUCGCUCUCACGGCAAUUACCUUGCUCAAAUCAACAUUCGCAUGAAUGAACGUCAAGAACAAACCGCAGACGUCCUUGGUAAACUUACGGUCCUGGGAACAAUUGUCUUGCCCAUGAACAUUAUUACCGGUCUUUGGGGUAUGAACGUUUGGGUACCAGGUCAGGAAUCUGAGGGAAGUUUGACGUGGUUUUGGUCCAUCACAGCUGGAUUAUUGGCUUUUGGAAUGGCUUGCUUCUAUAUUGCAAAGACUGCCUAUAAGAUCGUGUAG
Molecule: messenger RNA, 2655 nt
Organism: Sclerotinia borealis F-4128
Lineage: Eukaryota; Fungi; Ascomycota; Leotiomycetes; Helotiales; Sclerotiniaceae
Source: the annotation of a GenBank genome assembly